UCGCGCUUUCUUUCCUCUGAUCGAAAUUCCAGAGAGCAUCCUUAACAUACAAUGGAUGCGAACCGAACUGAAGGAUCCACAUUACAGGGGCCCAGUGCUGAAGAGAUAAGGUCACUAUCUCGACGAAUGGGCUUUGUUAUUAAAGACGAGGAGAUAUCCGUUUAUUUAGAGGCGAUGACCAGCACUCUCCGUCAUACUUACCAGCGGUUAUGCGACUUACCAGAGUCUAGACUCCCUGUGAAAUAUCCGCGGGAAGCCGGUUACAGGCCAGGGCCAGCUGAAAACCCUUACAAUGCGUGGUCCUGGCGUUGUGACGUAAUAGGCGCUCAAAGCGGUAAACUCCAAGGAAAAACCAUCGCUAUCAAAGAUAACAUCCCAGUGGCUGGACUGCCAAUGACUAGUGGAUCCCGGAUGUUAGAACAUUAUGUCCCGGAUCAUGAUGCCACUGUGGUGACUCGGAUAUUAGAUGCUGGAGGGAUAAUCACAGGGAAAGCCGUAUGUGAGGAGUGGUGUUUUACUGCUACUAGCUGCACCGCAUUCACGGGUCCUGUUGUCAACCCUCACAAUGAAACGAGAAUGGCUCUCGGGUCUUCAUCCGGCUCAGCAGCACUGGUGGCGGGUGGAUACGCGGACAUGGCCAUGGGUGGUGAUCAAGGGGGGUCCAUCAGGAUCCCCUCUGCUGCUUGUGGAAUUGUGGGAUUGAAGCCAACAUACGGCCUAGUACCUUAUACGGGAAUGGUACCUAUAAAUCUCUUACUGGAUCAUACGGGACCUAUGGCAAGGACCGUCUCGGAUGUAGCUUUGCUCUUAGAGGUGAUAGCAGGAUUGGAUGGAGACCUGGAUCCAAGACAACCACGUGACCUUGGUAAACCAAAUUCCUACAUCAAUGAGCUCAAUGGAGAUAUUUCCACCUUACGGAUCGGCGUUCUUCAAGAAGGUUUUGAGAUGCCUGGAGCUGACACGGAAAUUAUGUCAUUUGUGAGGGAGGCCGCUGGCCGGUUUUCAACUUUGGGGGCUACUGUUGAAAACGUUUCAGUGCCAAUGCAUUUUGAUGGAAUUCUUAUAUGCGACGCAAUUUGCUCAGAAGGCGGUUACAGACUACUCAGUGGAUAUAAUUCCGACGCAAGAGGAUUUGUUGACACGAGUCUUCAGAAGGCCAUUGGCCGUGGUUUACAAUCUCAUGCCAAUGAUCUGAGUGCUGCCGGAAAGUUAACAGUCAUGCUUGGUGCUUAUGUGCAUGAAAAAUUCCGAGGAGUAUUUCACGGCAAGGCUAUAAAUUUAUCACGAAAGUUGUGCGAGGAAUAUGAUAAAGCUUUGGAAUCUUACGAUGUUCUGGUUUUACCAACGAUAGUUACAAAGCCUCCCAAAGUUCAAGACAGAAGCCAACUUAAUUUUGGAACGGCGUUUGACUUCUGUCAGAAUACUGGUCCUUUCAAUGUCACAGGACACCCAGCCCUGUCAAUCAACGCCGGCUUCAGUGACGGCUUACCAGUUGGUAUGAUGAUUGUGGGAAGAAAGUUUGACGAAGCCACUGUUCUGAAUGUUGCUUAUGCUUACGAGAAGAUGCGAGACUCUAAAUCAAUUUAAGAACUUAAAUUUUUUUGACGAGAAGAUAAGUAACAUAUACUGCUUUAAUUAGUAGCGAGAGACAGAAAUUAUGGUUAGCUAAACGAAAAUAAAUUUUCUUAAUUCAUCCAUAGUACUUGUCUUUAAAGUUCCCUGGAGACAAUCAUUCAAAACGGAUCAAAACUGAAAAAAGUUGUUACUUUUGGAGAAAGUUUAGCUCAAUGAGAAUUCUUUGCCUAAAAUAGUAGUUAGUUACGCUUGAGAGAAGUAGAUUCCAACGGUUCAGUGCUUAGCAGAGGUAAAUUUUUAUUUUAGAGGGGAAGAAGGCGAGACGUAUUUUAACUAAAAAUCUAAAAUAUAUCUUCAAUCAUUAUUCAUCACUUGGAUGGUUUAUUUGGACCUAACAUAAUGACCAGCUCGCGACUACUGAAUGUAAGGCCUGAAACCAAAAUUGUGGGGUCUGGUCUCGUUAGAGUUGGGAAGGUCAUAAGUAUAAACCAACAGUCCUUUACUGAUAUCUGUUCAAAUGCUCAGACGUAAGCUAUUUCGUGAGUUAUUCUGGGUUUUGAUCGUCACUACGGUCCACGGACAUGAAAAGACGGGAUGCCAUUGGUUUCCUCCACGGAAAAGUAUGAAAGUCGCUGCUUUGAAAAUAUCAAACUUUGACGAUGUAUGGGGUGCUACACAACCAUCUUUUUCGGAGGCAUAACCGUUGCUAACGGUACUAACUUACUGUAAGUAACUGAGUUAGUUUUAAUAGUGACAGAAAUGAUAGCAGCCCGCUUUACAUAAGGUCAGCGUGAACUUUGCGGACUCAAGAAGUCAGCAUGAAAAUGAUGUUGGGGCCUCGUUGACAAUCAGAACAAAGGCGAUGCAUAAUUAAAAAAAAAAAAAAAUCUCAGGGAAUUAUAAAGGUCCCUAACCUUGAU
Pocillopora verrucosa is the source of this 2495-nucleotide messenger RNA. RefSeq names its product amidase. The record is from RefSeq and is a predicted model, not a curated record. NCBI's taxonomy places the organism in Eukaryota, Metazoa, Cnidaria, Anthozoa, Scleractinia, Pocilloporidae. Gene Ontology annotation, molecular function: catalytic activity.